AUGUCUGAUUCACUGGCGUACGAAGUCAGAAGUACAUCAGAUAUUCUUGCAUUAUCAGGACAAGAGCAACAGUUCUCUCGCAAUGUGAUAAGGCUUCCGCCUUUCAGCACGGCCAGUGUCUUGUUGCAUACGUACGAGACCAAGAUAUCAUCCAUAUGCCCCAUAGUGCAUAUUCCGACGGUUCGUUCACUUCUUAGGACAUCUUAUUUCCGACUGAACAACUCUGCUAUCAUUUCACCCAGCAGUAUUGCAGUACUGUUAGCUGUCUUUGCUCUCGGAGCGUUCUUUGGCGAUACUUCGUCUACCUCCGAAGUUGCCGCGACUGAGGCGGACGGAAUCGCACUUUCGAAAGCUUUCAGCAGGCAUGCUUUAGAUCUACUAGAUCAGUCGCGCCGCACGAGUUCUGGCACGCUGGAAGACGUACAAGCGCACAUUCUGAUGUCGCUGGCGCUCUCGCAUAUUGAUGGCUUCUCGGCUAGAAGCAGGAUGUUAUUUUCGUCAGCCUUGUCCUUGGCCCGAGAUUUGCGCUUGCACAGAUUGGAUGAAAGCGAGGCGCCCAAAGCCGCCCCUCGCAAUGCACGGGAUCUAAUCGAUGAGGAGUUCAAACGAAGAGUCUUCUGGUAUCUGGCUUCAGAGGACUGGCUGCAAUCAACCAUAUCUGGACCACAAGAGGGCAUGUAUUGGAUCCAGCAAGGCCACAUCAAAGUGAAACUACCUCGAGACUGUACAGACGAUGAACUCUCGCUAGGCGAUACAAGCGGUAGCACGUUUGAAGAAGCCCCUUCCCAUGUAAUGGUAUUUCUCGAAAGGAUUCGUCUGGCGCGCAUCUGCUGCGAGAUCGCAGAUAAUUUGCCAUUGGAAACCGUCGCGCUUCUGCAGAUGCCAUACGAACGCAUUAUUGCCCUAGACCAAAAGCUUGAGCAGUUUCUUGCGACCCUGCCGCCUGUCCUGCAAUACAACUGUACGAACGAUCACAUUCUCGAGUCCAUGUACCCACAGCUACCUUCCUGGCGCUAUUGCAUCGCCAAGGCUGCCCUUUCCAGACGAUGGAAGUUGAAUCAGCCAUUUCUCUUGCGACAAAACCUGGACCCACGGUACGCGUACUCUCGACGAGCAUGUGUGGAGUCUGCGCAUGCAGUUAUAGCUGGCUAUACGAGCCUCUUCACUUGCAAUGUGACAUCAACACUGCUCACGAGGAUGGGAAUCGCGAUCCAUUUCACCCAUCUCGCGUUGAGCAUCUUGAUCAUGGACCUGUGCUUCAAUCAACCGCAAAGAGACGUUACUCGUAUCAAAGGGGGCAUCGAAGCUGCGUUCAAGAUCUUCGGCAACGCAAGAACUGUGUCUCCUCUCUUGGCAAAGUCCCUUGCAUCGCUGAAAGCGGUGCUACAGCGGUAUAAUAUCGACCUUGCCGAUGCAUCCCCUCCCAAUGUCGGUGUCCAAAUUAGUAACGGUGAUGAUGCAGAGCACAGUACUUCCGACGCUACCAUUCAAGAGCUAUCAAACACUCAUGACCAAAGCCGCUACCAGGAUGUACGUACGGAUACAACAUUUGAUGCUUUCUGGGAUAUCGCAAUGCAAAAUGACGGUGGUAUAGAUCUCAAUGAGUGGGACCAUCUAUUCUCCACUCUCGACACCCGUCCUAUCUAA
This is a messenger RNA of Paraphaeosphaeria sporulosa, 1647 nucleotides long. RefSeq lists its product as uncharacterized. NCBI's taxonomy places the organism in Eukaryota, Fungi, Ascomycota, Dothideomycetes, Pleosporales, Didymosphaeriaceae. The transcript has 2 exons. Bases 1 to 1647 code for a protein of 548 amino acids. Gene Ontology annotation, molecular function: DNA binding; zinc ion binding. The record is from RefSeq and is a predicted model, not a curated record. Gene Ontology annotation, biological process: DNA-templated transcription.